CUCUCCGCUUCACUCUUAAUCCAUUUUCCCUUUCUGCUUUUUUACCUUCUGUGUUUCAAAUCUAAUGGGAUUCUGUUUUACCUUUACCAUCGUCCUGCAUCAGAAUUAACCCCACCAUAUUGUAAAUUUUUUCUGAUGGGGGGAGGGGCAAGGGGGUAAUUUCCACGUAAUUUCCCAGCUUUUUAGGUGUGGACUUUGCUUUGGGGGUGUCAAAGCCACGAACCUGUUUGGGGAUGUCAGUGAUAUUUUGGAAAAAAAAAAAAAUAAUACAUAUAUUUAAUUUAACCGUACAAAAAACAUGUUCUCUAAAAAAAUAAAAAAAAAACUGCUAGGCUUGUUUCAAUUUAAAGCCCCCCCUGGCUUGGAAACGAGGCUGCCCUGUGUUUUGGGAUUUGUCUAAAAGCCGCUUUGAUCCAUGCCGUUUUGCUGCUAACAUAGACACAGACAGCUCCUCGCUCUUUGUAAGCUGUGCUACGAUUUUUAAAUUUUAAUUUUUACAUGAGGAAAAUAUUAUUAUAAUUGUGUUAGUAAGUUCGAGAAUGCACCAUGAACGGUGGAGAUUUGAAGUUGACCCCAGAAAAUGGCAUCGUGGUGGUUCUUUUUUUGGACUGAAAUAACUUUUAUUGUUCUCCAUUCAAGAAUGAGAAUGAGAAUAAGAAGAAUAAGAAGAGGAAGAUUCUUGUUUUUUGUGGGAGCCACGUGGCUUAUUCAACCUUGCAUGCAACACCAAAACCCCGUCUUUGUGGUUCUCUUUUAACUUUUGGCCGCCCAUUACAAAAGAAAAAUAAAUAAUUAAAAAAAAAAAAAAGAUGAUGUUUGGAAAUUAGUAUCUUGUUCCACCACUUUGUGGGUCCCAUCUAGAUUUUAACUUCCCUCCACUUGUUCUCCACAUUGAGAUCAUAUGGUUGAUCGAGUGAUGCAGAACCAGUAGGGACGGGACCGGACCGGACCCUCUGUUUUGUUCCCUCUUCCAUACGGAGGUUUUAGGUGGUGACCCGACAAUGUAUGAGAAGUAUUGGAAGCAAAUGGGGGACAAGGCCACAAUCGUGAUCCCUGGAUGGCAAUCAAUGAGUUAUUUCUCUGAUGUGAAGAACCUGUGUUGGUUCUUGGAGCCUGAAUUCGCCAAGCAAAUUGUGAGGGUGCAUAAGGUGGUCGGUAACGCCCUGACAGAGGGACGACACAUUGUUGUCGGGACGGGCUCGUCCCAGCUCUUCUCAGCUGCACUCUAUGCGUUGGCCCCGCAAGAUGCGUCGAACCCGAUCAGCGUGGUCUCUGCAGCCCCAUACUACUCGUGUUACCCUUUGAUGACCGACAGCAUCAAGUCAGGGCUCCACAAAUGGGCUGGCGAUGCGAAGGUAUUCAACAAGGACGAGCCCUACAUUGAAUUGGUCACCUCCCCCAACAAUCCUGAUGGCUUCAUUCGACAUUCCAUGGUGAAUAGAACUGGUGGUAUAUUGGUCCAUGACCUUGCUUAUUAUUGGCCGCAAUAUACGCCUAUAUCGUCCCCGGCUGACAACGACUUGACGCUCUUCACUGUCUCAAAGAUUACUGGUCAUGCUGGAAUGCGCAUUGGGUGGGCUCUUGUGAAGGAUGUUGAAGUUGCUAAGAAAAUGACCAAAUUCAUUGAGCUGAAUACCAUUGGUGUGUCUAAGGACUCGCAGAUUCGAGCUGCUAAAGUUCUCGAAGUAGUGUCCGAUAGUUGCGAACAAGCCGGUGGUUCGGAGCAUGUCGAAUCAUUCUUCCAUUUCAGCCAUGCCCUCAUGACUGAGAGAUGGAGGAUGCUAAGGGAGGCAGUGAAACGUAGCGGCAUAUUUAGUUUGCCUGAAUUUUCUUCUGCACAUUGCAACUUCUUUGACAACAAGUUGGGAUCUCAACCUGCAUUCGCUUGGUUAAAAUGCGAUGGAGAUGACGUCGAUGAUUGCGAGAGCUUCCUCCGACGCCAUAAGAUCCUCACACGAGGCGGGAAGCAUUUCGGUGUGAGCCCGAAAUAUGUCCGAAUUAGCAUGAUGGAUCGUGAAGAAACCUAUGAUUUAUUUAUACAAAGAUUGUCGCAGAUCAGGUCAUGACUUCUGAAACUCUGCUGAUCCCUUCACACAAAGGUUUUGGGCUUGCAAAAUGUAAAUUUCAAAAGGAAAAGAGCAAUAUUUAUUAUUAAUUUUUAUUUUGCAGCUCAUUGUUCCAUUUUAUAUUGUACUACUUCAUCUAGUUAGUUGGAAGCCGUUGAAAUCAAUAAAUGGGUUAACAAGGUUUAAAAUA
This is a messenger RNA of Cucurbita pepo subsp. pepo (vegetable marrow), 2256 nucleotides long. The record is from RefSeq and is a predicted model, not a curated record. Lineage: Eukaryota; Viridiplantae; Streptophyta; Magnoliopsida; Cucurbitales; Cucurbitaceae.